Molecule: messenger RNA, 10765 nt
Organism: Aphidius gifuensis
Lineage: Eukaryota; Metazoa; Arthropoda; Insecta; Hymenoptera; Braconidae
Gene: stan
Product: protocadherin-like wing polarity protein stan
Exons: 5
Coding region: 223-9918 (3231 amino acids)
Biological process (GO): G protein-coupled receptor signaling pathway; homophilic cell-cell adhesion; cell surface receptor signaling pathway
Cellular component (GO): plasma membrane
Molecular function (GO): calcium ion binding; G protein-coupled receptor activity
Source: RefSeq, a predicted model, not a curated record
AAUAAUAACAACAAUAAGAGCAACAGUUAUCGAUUGGAUUAAUUAAAAAUAUAAACAAAAAAAAAAAAAACUAACGUGACAGGUCCUGAUGACCUUGAGUGAGUACGAAAAUAUCAGUCAGGAUGACGAGAAAAUUACUAAAGAUAAAUAAAUCAAUUUUAUUAAUAAAAAAAUAUAAAAUAAAUAAAAAAAAAAUAUAAAACAACAACAAAAACAACAACAAUGCCAAGGACAAUUUGGUUUUUUGUUGUUGCAUGUAUCAUAGCUGGUCUAUGUCAUGUGGCUGAUGGUUAUCUGGUUGUUUUAUCAUCAAAUUUACCACCAGGUACACAAAUAUUUGAAGCAGGUGUACCAAAACUUGGUGGUAAACGUAAAUAUGAAGUAUCAUCUGAUCGUACUGCACGUUUUGCACGUAAAUUAUUAAAAGUAAAUCCUUAUAAUGGACGUGUUACACUUGCUAAAUCAUUAAAUUGUGAUGGUUUACAAUAUCCAAGAUUAUUUACAUUUUAUAUUGAUUCAACAAGUACACGUCUUGGUAGACCAAAUAUUGAUUAUCAUAGUUUACCAUUACGUGUAUUAAUAACUGGUUGUGGUUAUGAUAAUGAUGAUUUAGCAUCAACAAAAGGAUGGAUGGCUGAAACAUUGGCAUCAUAUGCAAUGCCAAGUACAGAUAAAUUUAUGGAAAUAUGUUUACGUGAAUCACAGCUUGUUGCUGGUUUAAAAGAUUUUUUACCAAUAACAGCAAUAAAAGAUUGUGAUGUUAAAUGGACUGGUGUUGCUGAUUCAAGAUUUUUAAUUGAAGGUAGUGUUGGUGAUCUUGUAUCAGCAUCUGAACAAUGUUUUAUUGAUCCAAUGUGGAAAAUAUCAGUAUCAAUGACAUUACGUUGUACAACAAAUCAUUUAGCUGAUGCUGAACAUAGAUUAAAAAUUGUAUUUCAUCAUCAACAAUUAGAUGAUACUGAUUUAGGUAGACGUGUUAGACGUGAAUUACGUAAUAGAUCACCAUUUUUUGAACGUGGUCUUUAUACUGCUGCUGUUGAAGAAGAAAAAGAACCUGGUGAACUUGUUACAAUUGUUAGAGCAAGAGAUCCAGAAGGUGGUACUGUACAUUAUUCAAUGAUGUCAUUAUUAGAUGCACGUUCUGGUGUAUUAUUUUUACUUGAUUCAACAAGUGGUAAAGUAACAACAAGAUCAAAACUUGAUCGUGAAAGUGUUGAAGUACAUUAUUUUAAAGUACUUGCUGUUGAUGAUUCAUUUCCACCACGUACUGGUACAACAACACUACAAGUUAAUGUAUUAGAUACAAAUGAUCAUGCACCAAGUUUUGAAUGGUCUGAAUAUGAAUCACCAAUACGUGAAGGUGUACCACUUGGUACAACAGUUGUUGCUGUUAAAGCAACAGAUAAAGAUUUUGGUAGAAAUUCAGAUAUUGAAUAUUCAAUUGUAUCAAUAACUGGUGGUGGUAUGACAACAUUUAAUGAUGAUUCAUCAACAUUUAGAAUUGAUACAAAAUCUGGUAUUGUAACAACAAGAAUGUCACUUGAUCGUGAAAAAACUGAAGUAUAUACUGUUAUUAUUAAUGCAAUUGAUCAAUCAAAUCCACCAUCAACAAGAAAAACAGCAAGUACAACAUUAAUUGUACGUAUAUUAGAUGAUAAUGAUAAUUAUCCACAAUUUUCAGAAAGAUCAUAUACAACAACAAUUAAUGAAGAUAUGGAUUAUACAUUAAAUCCAAUAAUAUCACAUAUACGUGCAACAGAUGCUGAUAGUGGCUCAAAUGCAGCAAUAAGAUAUGCUAUUAUUGGUGGUAAUACACAAAAUACAUUUUCCAUUGAUUCAUUAAGUGGUGAUGUUACACUUGUUAAACCACUUGAUUAUGAAACAACUGAUUCAUAUAGAAUUGUUGUUAGAGCACAAGAUGGUGGUUCACCAGCAAGAUCAAAUACAACACAAUUAAUUGUACAUGUACAAGAUAUUAAUGAUAAUUCACCAAGAUUUUUUACAAGUUUAUUACAAGAAACAGUAUCAGAGGGUGUACCAAUUGGUCAUUCAGUUGUACGUGUACAAGCAUAUGAUGGUGAUAAAGGUUUAAAUGCACUUAUUAAAUAUUCAAUUGGUGCUAGAGAUUUUAAUGGUGCAUCAACUGAAAAUUUUCCAAUAUCUGUUAAUUCAGAAAGUGGCUGGAUACAUACAACAAAACAACUUGAUCGUGAACAAUGUUCACGUUAUCAAUUUACUGUUAUUGCAACUGAUUCUGGUGAACCCCCAAAAUCAGGUAGUGCAACUGUUGUAUUAACUGUAACUGAUAUAAAUGAUAAUGAUCCAAAAUUUGAACAAAAAAAUUAUGAAACAGUUAUAUCAGAAGAUGAUCAACCUGGUACAUCUGUUGCACUUGUUACAGCAACUGAUCCUGAUGAAGAUGCUAAAAUACAUUAUGAUAUAACAUCUGGUAAUACACGUGGUAGAUUUACAAUAACAGCACAAAAUGGUGGUGGUUUAAUAACAAUUGCACAACCACUUGAUUAUAAACAAGAAAAAAGAUUUGUAUUAACAAUAACAGCAUCUGAUUCUGGUGGUAGAACAGAUACAUCAUUAAUAUAUGUUAAUAUAUCUGAUGCUAAUAAUUUUGCACCAAUGUUUGAAAAUGCACCAUAUUCAGUAUCUGUAUUUGAGGAUGCACCAAUUGGUACAACUGUCCUAGUUGUUAGUGCAACUGAUUCAGAUGUUGGACAAAAUGCACAAGUAACAUAUAGCCUUGGUAGUGAUGGUGAUAAUAUUGAAACAUCAGAAUUUACAAUUAAUCCACAAACUGGUGCAAUAACAACAACAAAAAAUCUUGAUAGAGAAAAAUCAUCUGGUUAUUUAUUAACAGUUACUGCUAAAGAUGGUGGUAUACCAGCAUUAUCAGAUACAACAGAUGUUGAAAUAUCAGUAACAGAUGUUAAUGAUAAUUCACCAGUAUUUGAUGCAUCACAAUAUACUGGUAAUGUACCUGAAGAUGUACUUGUUGGUACAGCUGUAUUAAGAGUUACAGCAAGUGAUGCUGAUAUGGGAUUAAAUGGAAGAGUUAGAUAUACACUUGAGGAUGAUGGUGAUGGUGCAUUUGCAAUUGAUUCAACAACUGGAACAGUUAGAACAGCUAAACAACUUGAUCGUGAAUCUGUAUCAAGAUAUAAUUUAAAAGCAGCAGCUGUUGAUCGUGGUAUACCAGCAUUAUCAUCAAUUGUACCAAUUAUUAUUAAAAUUGAAGAUGUUAAUGAUUCACCACCAGCAUUUGAAAGUGAUAAAAUUAUACUUUAUAUAGCUGAAAAUUCACCAAUUGGUUCAACUGUUGGACAAAUAUAUGCACAUGAUCCUGAUGAAGGUAUUAAUGCUGUUGUUCAAUAUUCAAUAAUUGGUGGUGAAGAUGCAAAUAGUUUUAGUUUAAUAACAAAACAAGGUUCUGAUCGUGCUGAAUUAUUAACACUUGAAGAACUUGAUUAUGAAUCAUCAAAAAAAAAAUUUGAAUUAUUUAUAAGAGCUUCAUCAUCACCAUUAAGAUCAGAUGUACUUGUACAAAUAAUGGUUACUGAUGUUAAUGAUAAUGCACCAGUAUUAAAAGAUUUUCAAAUAAUAUUUAAUAAUUUUAAAAAUUUUUUUCCAACAACAGCUAUUGGUAAAAUACCAGCAUUUGAUGCUGAUGUUACUGAUAAAUUAAUAUACAAUAUAUUAUCUGGUAAUAAUGCAAAUAUAAUAACACUUAAUAAAACAAAUGGUGAUAUAUUAUUAAGUCCACAAUUAAAUACAAAUGUACCAAGAAUAGCAACAAUGGAAGUAUCUGUAUCUGAUGGUGUUAAUGAGGCAAAAGCAACAAUGACAUUAUCAAUAAGACUUAUUACUGAUAAAAUGUUGUAUAAUUCAAUAACAGUUAGACUUGAUGAUAUGACUGUUGAAGCAUUUUUAAGUCCAUUAUUAAAUUAUUUUAUUGAUGGAGUUGCUGCAAUAAUACCAUGUCCACGUGAAAAUAUAUUUAUAUUUAGUGUACAAGAAGAUACAGAUGUACAUGGUAAAAUAUUAAAUGUUAGUUUUUCAGCAAGAAAAGUUGAACCAGGUAAUAAUGAUGAAUUUUAUACACCACAAUAUUUACAAGAAAGAGUUUAUCUUAAUCGUGGUAUACUUGCAAGACUUUCAACAUUAAUUGUAUUACCAUUUGAUGAUAAUUUAUGUGUUAGAGAACCAUGUCUUAAUUUUGAAGAAUGUAUAACAAUAUUAAAAUUUGGUAAUGCAUCUGGUUUUGCAAGUAGUAAUACUGUAUUAUUUAGACCAAUAUAUCCAGUAACAACAUUUUCAUGUAAAUGUCCACAAGGUUUUACUGGUAGUAAAGAAGCAUAUUUAUGUGAUAUGGAAGUUAAUCUUUGUUAUUCAAAUCCAUGUAAAAAUAAUGGUACUUGUCAUAGAAAAGAAAGUGGCUAUACAUGUGUUUGUCCACCACUGUAUACUGGUGCAAAUUGUGAAGUAUCACUUGAAUCAGAUAUUUGUAGUUCAUCAAUAUGUCAAGGUGGCUCAACAUGUUUAGCAAAUACAGCAAAUGGUCAUUUAACAUGUGAAAAUUGUAAUAUUAAUAAACCCCGAGAAAAUACAAAUGAAUAUUGUGAAUUAAAAUCACGUAGUUUUGGUCCAACAACAUUUUUAACAUUUGCAUCAUUAAAACAAAGACAUCGUUUACAAUUAAAAUUAUCAUUUGCAACUGAAUUAACUGAAGGUUUAUUAUUAUAUAAUGGUAGAUAUAAUGAAAAACAUGAUUUUAUUGCAUUAGAAAUAAUUAAUUCACAAGUACAAUUUAGUUUUUCACUUGGUGAUGAAAUAACAAGAGCAAUUGCAAAAAUACCUGGUGGUGUUGCUGAUGGACAAUGGCAUAAUGUUGAAAUUAUUUAUAUUAAUAAAACAGUUACAAUUGCACUUGAUGAUUGCGAUGUUGCAUUAGCAUUACGUUAUGGUGAUAGACUUGGUAAACGUUGGUCAUGUGCUGGUAGUGCUGAACAAAUACUUGAAACACGUUGUAAUCAAGCAACUGAAACAUGUCAUCGUUUUCUUGAUUUAACUGGACCAAUGCAACUUGGUGGUUUACCAGCAAUACCAUCAGAUUUUCAAGUUACAAAUAAAGAUUUUAUUGGUUGUAUUAAAAAUUUAUAUAUUGAUUAUAAAUUUAUUGAUUUAAAUUCAUAUGUUGCUGAUAAUGGUACGACAAUUGGUUGUCCAGAAAAAUCAUCAUAUUGUUUAUCAAUGCCAUGUAAUAAUAAUGGUAAAUGUCAUGAAAUAUGGUCUGGUUUUUUUUGUGAAUGUCAAGAUGGUUUUUCUGGUCCACAAUGCACAGAUGAAAUUGCUGAACCAUGGCGUUUUCAAGGUGAUGGUUUAUUAAGUUUUAAUCCACUACUUAGACCAAUACAGCUACCAUGGUUAACAGCAUUUAGUUUACGUACACGUAUGAAAAAUUCAUUUUUAAUGACAAUACAAAUUGGACAAAAUUCAUCACUAUUAUAUUCAUUAAAAGAUGGUAAAAUUGAAGUAUCAUUAGAUGGUACAGAAAUUAUAAAAACACCAAUAACAAUUAAUAAUGGACAAUGGCAACGUAUUGAAAUUAUUUGGCAAACUGGACAAGUAUCACUUGAUAUGAAUUAUCGUGAUAGACCAAUAAUAACACAAUUAACAGCUAAAUUACAAGGUUUAUAUGUUGGUAGAAUAUUAAUUGGUGGUCCAGAUCAAACAAUAAAUACUGAUUUAUCAUUUUUUGAUGGUUGUAUACAAGAUUUACGUAUUGGAACAAAUCAAAGUGUAUUACAACGACCAACAGCACAAGAAAAUGUCGGUACAAAAUGUCUUGUUGAUGAUGAAUGUAGUAUUAGUUGUCCAAAUGAAUCAUCAUGUAUUACAAAUUGGCAAUCAUCUGAGUGUAUAUGUAAUGCUGGUCGUGUUGGUACUAGUUGUGAAGCAAUUUGUGAUAUUAAUCCAUGUCACAGUGAUUCUGGUAAAUGUAUUGAAGAUAAAAAUACAUCAAGAGGCUAUAAAUGUCAAUGUAAUAGUGAUGAAUAUUCUGGUGAAUAUUGUGAAAUUCGUGUUGAUCAAUCAUGUCCAGCAACUUGGUGGGGUUCACCAGUAUGUGGUCCUUGUAAUUGUGAUGAAAAAAAAGGUUAUGAUCCAGCAUGUAAUAAAACAACUGGUGAAUGUACAUGUAAAGAAAAUCAUUAUCAACCACCAGGACAAGAUGAAUGUAUACCAUGUGAGUGUUAUGCAACUGGUAGUUUUGGACCACGUUGUAAUAAUGAAACUGGACAAUGUCGUUGUCGUCCUGGUGUUAUUGGACGUUCAUGUACAGCAUGUCCAAAUCCAUAUGCUGAAGUAACAUUACGUGGUUGUGAAGUUGUUUAUGAUGGUUGUCCAAGAUCAUAUUCUGAGGGUUUAUGGUGGCCAAGAACAAAAUUUGGUAUUAUUGCUAUUGAAAAUUGUCCUGGUAAUGCUGAGGGUAAAACAUCAAGAUCAUGUGAUGAUAAACUUGGUGGUUGGCAACCACCAGAUUUAUUUAAUUGUACAUCUGAAUUAUUUGUUGAACAACGUUAUCAAUUAGGAAGUUUAGAAGCUGGUGAUAUAUCAUUAAAUCGUGAUAUUGCUGUUAAAAUUUCAAAAGAUCUUAAUAAUGCUGUUAAUAUUACUAAAAAUAUGUAUGGUGCUGAUGUUUUAGUUGCUGAAUCAUUAUUAAUUGCAUUAUUAAAAUAUGAAGAUAAUCUUGCUGAUUUACAUUUAACACAUAAUCAAGAUAAAGAUUAUGUACCAAAUUUAAUUGGUAUUGCUGGUGCAAUAUUGAGUAAAAAAUAUUAUGCAAUAUGGGAAAGAAUACAACAGUUGAAUGGUGAUGGACCAGAUAAAAUACUUGAUGCAAUGGCAAAAUAUUUAAAAAUAAUAACUGGCUCACAGCAUAAUACAUUUACUGAUCCAUUUGAAAUUGUUAAUACAAAUGUUGUUAUGGGUCUUGAUACUGUUACAUCUGAAAGUUUAUUUGGUUAUGAAGCUGCAAUUACAGAUUAUAAAGAAGAUCCAUUAGCAUCAACAUCAAGACCAUAUGAAGCUGAUAAAAAAAUUAUUAUACCAGAUACAUCAACAUUUUUAUCAACACCAUCACAAUUUGGACCAUAUAUUACAUUUCCAAAAUAUAAUAAUUACAUAGCUGAUCCAAAUAGAUUUGAUCCAUAUACUAAAAUACAUGUACCAUUAAGUUUAUUAGGUAUUAAACCAUUAUCACAAGGUGAAAUAAAUAAUAAAAAUUUACAAAUUAAUGAUAAAGCAAUAUUAAGUUAUGUACAAUAUAAAGAAUUAGGUGGUUUAUUACCAAAAAAAUUUGAUGAUUCAAUAACAGUUAGAUGGGGUGUUGAAGUUGCUGUUGGUUCACCAAUUGUAACAGUAUCUGUAUUAGUACCAUCUGAAAAUGGUACAACAAAUGUAUUAACAACAAAUAGUGUUGAUAAAAUAAAAUCACCAGUACAAAUACAACUAUGGAUUAUUGAAGAUGAUGGUACAAAAAUACGUGCAAAUCCACAAUGUGUACAUUGGAGUAUGAUACGUGGUGGUACUGGUGAAUGGAGUCGUAUUGGUUGUAUUACUGAAUCAAUUGAAUAUAUAUAUGGUCGACAAAUUGUUAAUUGUUCAUGUCAAGGUGUUAUAUUACAAGUACAAAAUCUUCAAUUAGCAACAUUUGCUGUAUUAACUGAUGUAUUAGAUUUAGAAUAUGUACCAGAACCAUCAUUACUUGAAAAUGUAACAAGUUAUAGUUCAUUUUUACUUGCAUUACCAUUAUUAUUAUCAGCAUUAUUAAUACUUGGUUUAAUACGUGGUGGUAGUAAUACAAAUUCAAAUAGUAUACAUAAAAAUCUUGUAUUUUGUGUAUUUAUUGCUGAAUUAUUAUAUUUAAUUGCAUUAAAAGCACGUGGUUCACUUGUUGCUAAUGAAUUUUUAUGUAAAUUAACAGCAAUUGGUUUACAUUAUACAUGGUUAAGUGCAUUUGCAUGGACACUUGUUGAUUCAAUUCAUUUAUAUAGAAUGUUAACUGAAAUGCGUGAUGUUAAUCAUGGACAAAUGGGUUUUUAUUAUACAAUGGGUUAUGCAAUGCCAGCAAUUAUUGUUGGUUUAACAAUUGGUGUACGUGCUGAUCAAUAUGGUAAUUUUUAUUUUUGCUGGUUAUCAAUUUAUGAAACAGUUGUAUGGGCAUUAAUUGGACCAGUUUGUGCUGCUGUAUUUAUUAAUUUUUGUAUAUUAAUAAUGUCAAUUAAAGCAGCAUUUUGUCUUAAAGAACAUAUUAUGGGUUUUGGUAAUUUAAGAACAUUAUUAUGGUUAUCAGUUGUAUCAUUACCAUUACUUGGUUCAACUUGGACAUUAGCUGUAUUAAAUGCAUCUGAAAAUUCACCAAUGUUAUCAUAUUUAUUGUCAUUGGCAGUAUUGAUACAUGCUGCAUUUAGUCUUAUUGGUUAUUGUUUUAUAAAUACACGUGUUAGACGUAAUUUAUAUUUAACAUUACUCAAAUGUUUUGGUAAAAAAGCACCAUUAUUAGAAGGUAGUAUGGGUAAUGGUAGUAGUGCACAAAAUAUUAAUGGACAAUCAAGAUCAGCACUUGCAUAUGCAACUUAUAAUGGUGCUGAUGCUGCAUGUAGACGUGUACAUAUUGGUGUAUCAACAUCAAGUACAACAUCAAGAUCAACAAAUAAAACUGGAUCAAGUCCAUACAGAAGUGAUGCACAUUUAAGACAUACAUCAACAUCAACAAGUAAUUAUAAUAGUGAUCGUGAUCCUUAUAUGUCUUCACGUAGUCAUCAUUCAACUCUUCAUUCACGUCAAGAACAAAAUGAACCAAGAAAUCCACGUAGAGAUUCAGAAUCAGACUCUGAUGGUUCACAUGCUGAUGAUGGUGGUGGUAGAAGUCUUGAUUUAGCAAGUUCACACAGUUCAGAUGAUGAAGAUGUUACUUCAAGAUCACAUAAAAAUAUGGGUGUAUCAAUACAACAACCAGUGUCACACAGUUAUUUACCAAAUAUCCAUACACCUGUUGGUGGUGGUGUUGGUGGUAUUGGUGGUGUUGGUAAUGGUGGUAAUGCUGGUGUUGAUCAUAUGAAUAUACUUUGCUCAAAUACUGAAUUAUUUCCAAAUAUAAAACCAAUGUAUGCACCACGUUGGAGUUCACAAUUACCUGAAGCAUAUUUACCAACAAAUGUUGAUAUUAGAUCAAGUCAAUGGUCUGGUGGUACAAUAUCAGAUAAUGAAAUAGCAUCAAAUAAAACAUCAAGUCCAAAUCCAUUACCUUAUCCAGAUAUGAGCUCACCAAAUAAAUUACAAAUUGAUGAUAAUUGUUCUGAUCAUAAUGAUGAUAAACAUCAUCAUCAUCAUCAUGAAAAAUAUUCAUUUCCAUAUACUGCUGAAGAAGAUCAUACUGUAUCACCAACACCAUAUUUAUUAUCAAUGUCAUCAAGAAUACUUGCAUCAAGUAUGAGUCAUCAUUCACAAAAUUCAAAUAAUGAUAAUUUAAGUAUAUCUGAACGUUAUGGAAGUUUAAAACGUGGACAAAGUAUUCAUGGUUCACAUCAUGAUAAUAUUAGUAUAACUGAACGUUAUGGUAGUUUAAAACGUGGUGGUGGUGGUGGUAAAAUAACACCAACAUUAAUUGAAGAUUCACCAGAUUAUAUAUUACCAAUGAGUGGAAGAAUAUUAUCCAGUUCAUUGAGUCAUGAUCUUCAUCAUAGUAAUGAACUGGCAGCAUUGAGACAACAACAAUUGCCUCAUUAUGAACAAACAAUAACAGAGACUGAUGAAGAGGUACCUUAUUAUUUUUCAGGAAGGAUAUUAACGCCGAGACACCGGUUUGAAAGACUCCGUCUACAAGAAAAUUACCGUACAAAUUAAAAAUACCUUAUAGGCUUAGCCACUUUUUACAUGCAAUUUUUUAAAAAUAUAUAAAACAAAUAUUUAUGAUAAAAUAAAUUGAUAAAUAAUAAUAGUAAUAGCAGUAAAAUCAUAAAUGAUAUUUUAAAUACAGUGGCCAUGAUUGUAUUUGAGAGAAAAAAAAAUUUUUUUUUAAAUAAAUUAAAGCCAUAUUUAAGAGAUGAAAUGUUUGUGUGAGUGCCUAAAGUCUAUUUCAAAUAGUAGAUGUUAUUAGCUUUUUUCGAAAUAAAAAAAAAAUAUAAAAACAAAAAAAAAUAAAAAGACAAACAAAUAAUUAUUAUUAUUUUAUGUGUACUUAAUAAUUUUGUUAGCUUUAGUAUUUAAUUAUUCCGGGCACACAAUAAGCAAUUAUAUUGUCAAACAAAUAAUUUUAUAAUUAAGUAUAAAUGUGAUUUUUAUUUAGUUAGAAAAAACAGUGACAAUUUCUAUAGACUGUAUUUGAGCUUGGAUAAAAAACAAAUUAAUUUGCUCAUUUUAUAAUUAUAAUUUUAGUUGUAAUUAUUCAAUCGUACUUAUUAUUAUUAAGUUAUAUCAAUUCAGUAUCGUGCAAUGUAUACAUUCCACUUUUUUUUAAAUACUCAGAUUUUAUGAAUAUUAUUUUAUAUUAUUAAUUAUUCAUAUUAUUAUGUAAGAGUUUUUUUUUUUUUUAUUAUUUUGAAUUUUUUAUAAACGAUAAAGCAUUGUUUUGCUAAAUUCGUGACUUUGUACUGCAUAAUACUCAAACUUUUGUAUAUAUUUAUACGUAAAAAAAAAAAAAUAAAAAGAAUAUGAUAUACAAUUUAUAUAUUAUGUCCGAACAGGAUUAUAG